GCGCUGUUUGAGGUUUCAUUCAGCACAGCUACUAUUCACCAUUUCCUUUUCCUUUGUUAUAUUUUCAUUCCACAAAUCUUUUAUCCUCAGUUUUUGUAGUUUUUAAACACAGAUACGUCUUUUGUGUUAUAUGUUUUUUUUUGUAGUGUGUGCAGAAACUGCUGUUAAAUAUGCUAUUAUCUUAUGGAAGUUAUGACGUGGAUUUUUGGUGCCUAAACAAAAUGCUGGAAAUUUCUGGAGCGUCCCAGAACAGUGUGAACCAACACGAUGACCUCGAGUGGGACCCCUACUGUUUGGGAUCAAUCGAGGACCACGAAAGGUCACUGGACUCGCUCAUCUACUCCAGUCAGCCAGCAGCUUUGACCUUGAAACGGACUCUUCAGUUUCUCAAAGUUGUGGACGAAAAUGCAGUCAGGUCUGAACAACUCAGGGAAAAGUAUGAACGGAAGGAAAGAUAUGACGAGAUAUUUCACGCUGAAGUCGUGAAGUUAGAGGAAUUCAUGGAGAGCAGUCGAAUAAAUGAUGAUGAUGGCAACGAAAUCGAGCUUGCGGGGGACACUUUCAAAGAAGUUAAAGCAAAAAUUAUCAAAAUAUCGACAAAUUGGAACCUUCUCAAGACAAAAUUCAAUUUGGAAGCCAAGAAACGAGCCUUCAUUCAGAAAGACAUUUCCAGCAAGAUAAUUGUGUGGAAAAUAUCCAAAUUCAUCGAGCACGUAGACACUUAUGCGUCGCGUCAUUUCUUUCCGCAAUCGGAAAUGGAUUUCAAGUCCGAACAUUUGGAAUCCAUAUCGCAGAAAAAUUUGGAAUCAGUGCAAGAAAUGGCGGAAGAUUUCUUCAGUUUUCAAUCUGUGGUGCACUAUGCUGAGUCUAGUCACGUGCUGGGCAGACACCAGACACAUCAGAUCCACACUUCAGCCGCAGAGAAAGUGCACCAGGUGCUGGACAACAUGAAACUAUUCCAGACUCAAUUGGAGGUCCAGUUUUUGAGAAAAGUAAGCCAGAGCGAGCAACAAUUCGAUCCAUCCAGAAAACGCAGUCAAGAUUCGGAGUGUGAAAACGAACUCAAAAAAGAUUUCGAAGACAAGAAUGACGUAACAAAUAAAAGGGAAAUUACCGAUGCUCAAAUCGAAGAACAUUUCACACUCACGACUUCCUUGAGAAGGAAUAUUUGCAGAGUUCAAAAAAGGCGCGACGACAGAGUGAAGGGACAAGCCGAGACUCGAAUUCUGGGGGCAGUUGAACUGAAUAAAACUGGAAAUGGCAGAAAGAAACAGUCGGCAGCUAAGGCGCCCAAGUCUGGUAAACCAAAACCCGAAGAUGUUCUUCCUUCGCACACCAAACUAAAUCUGAACCAUUACCCAGCCCACCUGCUAAUAACGCUCCACGCCAUCGCCGAUCACAUCGAAGAAACUCAGCAAGUCAUAGGGUAUCUGGAAACAGAAGUUGCCAAAGAUUUUUUUCCAAAAAACGAUUCUUGGUUCGGAAAAGUCACAGAAACUUGCAGUCGAUACUCAAUGCUUAUAGUUUGCGUCGCCUUGCCUCUUUUUUGCGUGAUCGGUUCAAUUUAUUUAAUAAGCCAUGGUGUUAGUAAUAAACUUAUAUGCAUAAAUCACCCUAAUGAUUUGUUACCAUGUUAAUAGAAAUUGUACAAAGUAGAAAUGAAAUAAAAACUCAUUAGUG
Molecule: messenger RNA, 1680 nt
Organism: Symsagittifera roscoffensis
Lineage: Eukaryota; Metazoa; Xenacoelomorpha; Acoela; Convolutidae
Exons: 6
Coding region: 171-1637 (488 amino acids)
Source: RefSeq, a predicted model, not a curated record